GGCCAAUAAGGAGACUCCUUUGAUAAAGCAGCGAUUUCCGGCUUCCGCCCUGUGUGGUUACAUGUGAUACCGAGCAGAGCGUCCCAGUUCAUUUCAGUGACUGCUCUUGCCUUCCAGGGACCCAUCAUGGGGCUCAUCACCAAAAUUGCCCGAGGUCUGGUUCGGGGGGCAGACAGAAUGGCCGAAUGCACGAGCAAGCGGGGCCCCAACUCUUACAACAAGGGGAGAGGGGCCAAGAAGAUCGGGUACCUGACGUCGAGCGGCAAGUUUGUCAAAGUGCGGGAAAUGGUCCCCGCGUUCGUGGUCCCCGAUCUGACUGGCUUUAAGCUAAAGCCGUAUGUCUCUUACAGGGCCCCGCCGGGCAGCGAGGAGCCAAUGACCCCCAAGAAGCUCUUCAUGGAGACGGCGGGGCCCCAGAUAGAGAAGGACCUGCAGGGGGGCACCUUUAGGCUGGAGGAGCUGCAGAAGUACGGCUUUGAGCCCACCCAGGAGGGCAAACUGUUCAAAUUGUUCCCCAAAAACUACGUCCAAUAAACACGGGGCCUUCAACUGGGACCUUUGUAUUAAUAUGUUGCUGCCCCUCCCCUGGGGAGGAGCCUACGGCUACAGCUCCACCCCUAAACUGAGAUUAAUGAGUGGGGUGCAAGGGGGAGUCGCUGUGGCUCUAAAAAUAUAUUUUUUAAAUAAAAAGCCAUUUACGCACUUA
Molecule: messenger RNA, 706 nt
Organism: Xenopus tropicalis (tropical clawed frog)
Lineage: Eukaryota; Metazoa; Chordata; Amphibia; Anura; Pipidae
Gene: mrpl41
Product: mitochondrial ribosomal protein L41
Exons: 2
Coding region: 127-534 (135 amino acids)
Cellular component (GO): mitochondrial large ribosomal subunit; mitochondrion
Molecular function (GO): structural constituent of ribosome
Source: RefSeq, a predicted model, not a curated record